This is a messenger RNA of Eruca vesicaria subsp. sativa (arugula), 1823 nucleotides long. NCBI's taxonomy places the organism in Eukaryota, Viridiplantae, Streptophyta, Magnoliopsida, Brassicales, Brassicaceae. The record is from the annotation of a GenBank genome assembly.
AUGGAGAAGAAUGUGACGAACUCAGAUUUGAAAUCCUCCGUCAAUGGUGGCGUUGUUGAUGUCUAUGGAGAAGAUUCAGCCACCAUUGAGCACAGCAUAACUCCAUGGUCUCUCUCUGUUUCUAGUGGUUAUUCAUUGCUGAGAGAUCCUCGUUACAACAAAGGAAUUGCUUUCAAUGAGAAAGAGAGAGACACACACUACUUGCGUGGCCUUCUUCCUCCAGCUGUUGUUGAUCAAAACCUUCAGGAGAAGAGGCUGAUCAACAACAUCAGACAGUAUCAAUAUCCAUUACAAAAAUACAUGGCCUUGACAGAACUUCAGGAAAGAAACGAGAGGCUGUUUUACAAGUUAUUGAUAGAUCAUGUUGAGGAGCUUCUACCUAUAGUUUAUACUCCAACUGUUGGUGAAGCUUGUCAGAAAUAUGGUAGUAUUUUCAGACGUCCUCAAGGUCUAUUCAUCAGUUUAAAAGAGAAGGGAAAGAUUCUAGAUGUGUUAAAGAACUGGCCUGAAAGGAACAUACAAGUUAUAGUUGUUACAGACGGCGAAAGGAUUUUAGGAUUAGGAGAUCUUGGAUGUCAAGGGAUGGGUAUACCUGUUGGUAAACUGGCCUUAUAUUCAGCACUUGGAGGUGUUCGUCCUUCUGCGUGUUUACCUGUCACCAUUGAUGUGGGAACAAACAAUGAGAAACUGUUGAAUGAUGAGUUCUACAUAGGACUCAAACAAAAGCGAGCAACAGGACAGGAGUAUAGUGACCUUUUGCAUGAAUUCAUGAGUGCUGUGAAGCAGAACUAUGGAGAAAAUGUUCUUAUACAGUUUGAAGAUUUUGCUAAUCAUAACGCAUUCGAGUUGCUUGCAAAAUACCGUGAUACUCAUCUCGUCUUCAACGAUGAUAUACAGGGGACAGCAGCUGUUGUCCUUGCUGGACUGGUUUCUGCACAGAAAUUAACUGAUAGUCCACUAGCGGAGCACACCUUCCUCUUUCUUGGUGCUGGUGAAGCUGGUACUGGAAUAGCAGAACUUAUAGCUCUCUAUAUAUCCAAACAGAUGAAUGCUUCGGUAGAGGAAAGCCGCAAGAAGAUCUGGCUUGUUGAUUCCAAGGGACUGAUUGUUAACUCCCGUAAAGAAUCUCUGCAAGCCUUCAAGAAACCAUGGGCUCAUGAACAUGAACCUGUCAGCGACCUCUUAGGUGCCAUCAAGGCCAUAAAACCGAAUGUUCUGAUUGGAUCCGCUGGCAUUGGACGGUCUUUCACAAAAGAAGUGAUUGAGGCCAUGUCUUCCAUUAAUGAGAGACCAUUGAUAAUGGCUCUCUCAAACCCAACAACACAAUCAGAAUGUACAGCUGAAGAAGCUUAUACCUGGAGUAAGGGUCGUGCAAUUUUUGCAAGUGGAAGCCCGUUUGAUCCAGUUGAGUAUGAAGGAAGUGUGUUUGUAUCUACACAGGCGAACAAUGCGUAUAUAUUUCCAGGUUUGGGACUUGGUUUGGUCAUCUCAGGAGCCAUAAGAGUGCAUGACGAUAUGCUUCUGGCAGCAGCUGAGGCAUUAGCUGGACAAGUAAGCAAAGAGAACUAUGAGAAAGGAAUGAUAUAUCCUCCCUUCUCUUCCAUCCGCAAAAUAUCAGCUCAUAUCGCUGCCAAUGUAGCAACUAAAGCAUAUGAACUAGGAGUGGCGGGGAAGCUUCCACGGCCUAAGGAGAUUGUCAAGUGUGCAGAGAGUAGCAUGUACAGCCCCACCUAUCGUCUCUACCGUUGAGGCCAAGAAUCAAAGCUCAGACUCUUCUUUUGUAUGUAAACUGCUGUGUCACUUGUUCUCCCAGUGUUUUUCAG